AUGAGAAGUUUAAUUUUUAUAACGGUAACUUUGGCGAGCAUUGUCUUGGCCCUAGAUGUCAAAGAAAAAAGUAAAAUAAUUACCUCUUCAACAAUCUACCAUGACAAGCUAACUAUUGAAAAAGGUGUUUAUUUAGGGCUUGUAGGGGGCAACUUCCACAAUUUUCAUUCAGAUGUUAAAGUUCGUGGCGGUCUUUACGUUAGAACGGAUGAUUCUAGUGUCAGAAAAAACAACCGUUUAGUGGGGAACUUUGAAAAUGAUUUCAAUACUGUUAUAGACUUGGAGAAAGAUACCGUCCCGAACUCUUUCGUAUGGCAAGGUAAUUGGUUUCAAAACAUGGGAAACAUGAGUAUCAGAGGCACUCCAUAUGCCUCUAGUAAAUCCCAAAGUUUGACAUUUUCAUCUUUCAGCAAUGCCGGAUUCCUACAAUUUGUUGACACAGGCUAUUUGCAGUUCGGUAAAGAGGGUGGUACGAUAACAAAUACUGGUACCAUUGCCGCUCAGUCUGAUCAAUUCAAUCCCGUAUAUCUUAUUCCACAAUCAACUAUGAAAGGCAAUGGGUGUCUUUGGUUAGGAAGCUACUGCAUUUUUUAUAUUGAAAACUUGAAUAACAUUAAAGUGGAGGAUCAAACCAUUGUCUUGUCAUCAGAACCAAACGCCAUAGUAUUAGGAGGUUCUACAGAUCCCCAAAGCCGAAAACCUUCGAUUACGUCACUGAAAAUCAGAAAUUUCAAUAGUGAGACGUCAAUUUGGUUCCACGAUAACAAGCCGAAAAUCAAAUCCUUUGUUGAUGGAAUAUUAACUGUGAAGACUAUUGGUCGUACAUAUAUGUUAGACUUUGGACCAGGGUAUACGAGUGAUCAGUUUGCCAUUACUUAUACUCCGGUCAGUACUCAACUGUGGCAAAAUGGUAGACCAUUAGACGCUGGUGUGUUGCGUACAAAAAAAGUCAAGACAACACUGCCGGGAUAUCGAGGAUGUAUUGCUCCUCAAGCCAUUCCUAAUUUUGAUAGUUUCAAGGAACGUGUAGUUGGAAAUUUAAAAAAUCGACCUUGCACCCGAUCUUCUACCGUCCACCCUACUCCCCCCUACGGCCAUACUGUAACCAGCUCUUUGGAAAGUACUUGGGGCCAAUCUACCAGCAUCUUUUCGAGCACAGACAGUCAAUAUAAAGUUACCUCCUCCCUUUCUUCCUCGAACAAAGCCAGUCGAACAGCAACUGAUUUCUUCAGUUUUGCCUCCAGCGACGCUUCCGCGCAGUCAUCUGGUUAUAUCCCCAGUCUUUCAAGCUUUACUGCCGCCCAGUCUGCGGCAAAAUCUGCUAGUUACACCUCCGAUGAUCUCUCAUCUCAAUCCGCCGGUCAUAUUACUUCUGGUUUGGACACGACGGGUCGCCAAUCUUUGAUAGGUAGAAGCCAGUCCGCGACUUCAUCUUCUAACUUUGCUACGCCACCUUCCAGUUACAGUAUUCUGAUUCCUUCUAAUCCUACAUCCAUUUUACAUACAUCCGAUGAACUAUCCAUGAGUAGUAGCCAAUUACCAAACGAUAUUACCAGCGAAUUUACGGACACGACCAGCCAAUCAACCGGCAGCAGUGGUCAAUAUUUCAGUAGUUUCAUAUAUCGCAUUUCAAGUCAGAUUACCCUCACUUCUUUAGGCACUACUACCAUUCAAUCAGUACGCGACAUCAUUAACCCAUCUUCAAGAUACAUUUUGUCUGAUAGAGCCGAGAACAAUACAAAAUUCACUAGUAAUCAACCUUCAAAUAUCGUUUUUCAUUCUUCAGUUUCCACACUUUUGACUUCUUCAAUUGCUAACAGUCCAUCUUCAGAUUAUUCCAACGACGAAACCACAGUAACCACUCGAUUUUCAACUUGCUCAACUAGCUUUUCAACUACUAGUGACUCUAAAUUUAAUUCAUUGAAUCAGAUUCCUAGCCCAACUAAUUUUUUUUCAGAUCUUCCAAUCGAAUCUGGAAGCUUUUUCAGCCAACAGUCGAGUCGUAGCCCUUCUGAUUAUUCCAGUACUGCCGCUCUGUCAUCGAGCAAUCCGACUUCAACUCUUUCGAGCACCGGUGCUCAAGCUGAGAAUAGUACGUCUCAGGGAGCCUUAGCCACUAUACUGUCUUCAGGCCUUUAUAGUCGACUCACUUCUAAUCCAUCAAUUACUGUUUUAUUGUCUUCAGGUAGUACUGAUAACCAGUAUAUAGCUACUGCUACUCGAGUUGCAAGUACUAACGACAAAUCGGAAGCUAGUGUCGUUAUUCUUACUUCAAGACCUUCUGCUGAUCAAUAUCCUGAUUAUGCUUCCUCCAGUUUAAUGGGUGGUAUUACACGAUGGGAAAGUAGCCCAAAUAGCCAAUAUUCGACUGCUUUUACUCUUUCACGGUCCUGUACUGGCACCACCGCAUAUUACAGCAACAAUACCCAACACAUAUCGAGUAAUUUGGAUGCAAAAUACUCCACUCAAACUUUGCCUAACUUCUUAGAAGGCACCAACAGCAUUUCUUCAGUCCAAUCCUUUGACAUGACUUCAACGAGUGUUUUUGGUAAAUAUUCUGGCGAUUUUCCAACGAGUCUUAGUAUUAAAUUCCCGACCGGUAUGGCAACUUUGACCAGUUUGACUGGCCAUUCUUCUAGUUCAGUUCUUAGCGAAACAUCAAUCACCCAUUCUUCAAGCUUUGUCGCUACCGAAGCGUUAACUACCAAAACUUCAAGUGACAUUGCUACCAAUACUUUAGAGAGUUCUUCUCGCCAAUCUUCAAGUACGGCUACUAUCGAAACAUCAACUAGCUCAGUAGCCUCAUCUCCAAGCAUGGGUACUGUGGAGGCGUCAAGCAGUCAAUCUUCAAUCUUCAUUGCUAAUAGCAGUUCAAUGAGUUCUUCCCGUCAGUCUUUAAGAACAAUCACGAUCGAACCAGCAACCAGCCAAUCUUCAACUCUCAUCAUUACCGAAACAUCAACUAGCUCUUUUAAUCCCUCCUCAAAGGUCUCUGCUACUGAAACUUCAACCAUCUUUGCGAGCCAAUCAUCAACACCCACCACUACCCACCAUGUGUCCAGUACCGUGGAUGCAAAAUACUUCACUCAAACGUCAUCCAGCUUCUUGGAAAAUGACGAAACCGUGUCCUUGAUUCAAUCUAGUGACACGGAUUCGAGCAGCACUUCUGAUCAAUCUUCGAGCAUUUCCUCGAUUAACCGUACCAGUGGGACCUCAAUUGAUUUCGUAACCUUAACGAGUUAUGCCGACCAAUUUUCAAGUUCACCUGUUGUCGAACCAUCAAUCAGCUCAACCGCGCAGCAUUCAACCACGAUCACUAUCGAAUCAUUAAUCGGCCAAUCUUCAACUCUCAUCAUCACCGAAACACCAACUCCUUCUUUAUAUCCGUCUUCAAAGGCCUCUACAACUGAAACUUCAACCAUCUCUGCGAGCCAAUCAUCAACACCCACCAUUACCCACCAUGUGUCCAGUACCGUGGAUGCAAAAUACUUCACUCAAACGUCAUCCAGCUUCUUGGAAAAUGACGAAACCGUGUCCUUGAUUCAAUCUAGUGACACGGAUUCGAGCAGCACUUCUGAUCAAUCUUCGAGCAUUUCCUCGAUUAACCGUACCAGUGGGACCUCAAUUGAUUUCGUAACCUUAACGAGUUAUGCCGACCAAUUUUCAAGUUCACCCGUUGUCGAACCAUCAAUCAGCUCAACCGCGCAGCAUUCAACCACGAUCACUAUCGAAUCAUCAAUCGGCCAAUCUUCAACUCUCAUCAUCACCGAAACACCAACUACUUCUUUAUAUCCGUCUUCAAAGGCCUCUACUACUGAGACUUUAGCCGGCUCUGCGAGCCAAUCAUCAACACCCACUAUUACUUACCAUAUAUCCAGUACCGUGGAUGCAAAAUACUUCACUCAAACGUCAUCCAGCUUCUUGGAAAGUGACGAUACCGUCUCCUCGAUUUAUUCUAGUGACACGAAUUCGAUCAGUACUUCUGGUCAAUCUUUGAGCGAUUCCUUGAGCAUUCCUAGCAGUUGGUCAUCGACUGAUGUUACAGCUUCGAGCAGCUCAGACAAACAAUAUUUAAGCACUAUUUCCACCGAAACGUCAGGCAUUGCUUCCAGCCCGUUUUCAAGCAUCUAUCAUAUCUCCUCAAGCGACAAUACUUCGCAUGCAUCCACUACAAUGGCCACCAUUGCUUCAUCAAAAUCGUCGGAAAAAAUCACCAACAGGUCUUCAACUCGGUCGUCCAGCCUCGUUUCCUCUGGAUCUGUCGGCCAGUCGUCAACUCAGUUCGAAAUUCCUGUAAAUAUUUCAAGCACCAUAACUACCAAUUCUGUAAGCCACUCUGACAGCUAUUUUUUGGUACAAUCUACUGUUAAUGAAUUAAACAAUGAUAGUACCACAACUCCGACUCACUCAAAAGCCCAAACAUCGGCCAGCUUAAUUGCUAGCCUAUCAACGCGCACUACCACAAGCGCUCCACAGAUUUCUGAUAGUCAACACUUGAACAAUGAGGCUUCCCGUCUGUUAACACUCAGUACUUCCGAACCACAAGUUCUGCCUUGGUCAUUGCCCUCUUUCAAGUCUGGCGAUAGCAAUGCUGAAUUGUCCACCUUUGCUUCCUUCACCACCGUAUAUAAAGAAUGGAGCGGCACCUUCACACACACUUACUUCACUCAGGUAUCUAGGAUGUAUGACAACAGUGCUGAAAUGGCGAAAGGAGAAAUUAAAGGUCCCGAUCGUGGAAUAGUUAUAGAAAGUAUCCAUUAUGCCGAGACUCCGACAGCGUAUAAAGCUCCUACCGCCGUAACCAUGGGUAGCGGUGCUAUUUUUUCGGCAAGAAUAGAUAGCGAUGCAGCAGCGAAGAAAGAAGAGACCACAAUGGCCACAAUUACUACUUGCGGCUCCUAUCUCUGUACUGGAACGGUCUCGUCGGCCAUUAUUUCUACCGUUACAACUAAAAUAGGUGAUGCCGUUACAAAGUACACCACCUGGUGUCCACUUUCCGCUGCUGACUCGGUGGAAGAAAACACGGAGAUCUUUUUGACUUCCUCAGCAUUGGAUAUCCUGUCCGAGCCUCCUUCUGCUGUUAUUAAACCUACCUUUACAUCCACAAACGACAUCGCACGGCGCCCAGAACUGACCGUUGAUUCGUACUCUAGGACAGACGGCAGUGGCACUGUUGUCGCAUCAAAGUCUAUCAAAACUGCUACGUCUAGCGGCGGUUUCGGUGGAACUUCAGGACAUACUACAUUCAGCGCUAAAACGCAUGGAAGUGCUGCUUCUUCUUCUUCGAGAGUCACUAGCGUUAUAAGCCACGAAAGUUCUGCUUCUAUCAUCCCGGGACUUGUUAUAUCCAUUGGUAAUGUUCCUUCUUUUGAAUCGCCGCUGACUAAUGUUCAAUCUCUUAUAACUACUUCCUUCACGAGCGGCUCACACUUCCAAAUUUAUUCUUCAAGUAGCGUUCCCCACUCCGAUAGGGCUUCUCUGCCGCUAUCAACAUAUGCUGGUACUGCCAAUAACUUAUUAUCCAAUAGUGCAUGGAGUUUUUUAAUUGCCCUCAUGUGGUUGGUGAUUUCUUAA
Molecule: messenger RNA, 5574 nt
Organism: Saccharomyces kudriavzevii IFO 1802
Lineage: Eukaryota; Fungi; Ascomycota; Saccharomycetes; Saccharomycetales; Saccharomycetaceae
Exons: 1
Coding region: 1-5574 (1857 amino acids)
Source: RefSeq, a predicted model, not a curated record